CGUGUUUUUACCUACAGAAAUGCUUCACCUACUGCUUUAUGUGUUAGUUCUUUAUUGAAAUGCUUUACAAAUUUGCAGGUACAUUUCUGAAUUCGCGUCGGUUCACUUCUAUCUUGCUCAACAGUUGAUUUAAAAACGUAAAAGGACCUCUGUUAACGACCGAACACCAACCAUGUCUGGGUCAAAUGCCUGGACUCGCAGUCGAGAGAGAAUGAGACUUUUCCCCGAACUUUUUGCACAGUGCGCAGGAGAGGCGGCGGCGUAUGGGAAGUGUGUGGCUGCUAGCACAACAGGCAGACAGGAGCUAAGGAAGGACAUGUGUGCCAAGGAAUUUGAAGCACUGAAGACCUGCUUCACAAAUGCAGCCAAGAGAAAAGCCAAAUGAAAAGCCAACUGGGGCUUUGUUAGAACGGAAAACUCAGUGGACCGACCUCAAAGGUGAAAAGGGAAGAGGUUCUAAGUGUUGUUCGACUUUUUGACAGCACCAUAUUGUUUCAUCUUGAUGACCACACUUCCUCUACUUGGCACUGGUUAAUGGACUGAAUAUGUAUGUGUUGAAAAAUGAAGACUCUACAUGUUGCAAUUGAGACUACAUGUUGCAAUUGAGCAAAACCAUGAACUACUGCUACAUUCUUGAACAUGCAAGACUGAAUAAAAUAUAUACAGGGGUGAAUAAAACAUUCCUGAUAU
This is a messenger RNA of Etheostoma spectabile (orangethroat darter), 690 nucleotides long. It is a transcript of the gene ndufaf8, whose product is annotated as NADH:ubiquinone oxidoreductase complex assembly factor 8. Lineage: Eukaryota; Metazoa; Chordata; Actinopteri; Perciformes; Percidae. The transcript has 3 exons. Gene Ontology annotation, cellular component: mitochondrion. The coding region runs from base 173 to 385 and encodes 70 amino acids. The record is from RefSeq and is a predicted model, not a curated record. Gene Ontology annotation, biological process: mitochondrial respiratory chain complex I assembly.